GGCGCGGCGGCGGCGGCGGCGGCAGCAGCGCGGGCAGAGGUGCGGUGCUUGGCCACCGAGCGCGCCAACGCGGUCCCCGCCGGAGCCGCGGCGUCCCACUGUGCGGCUCUCACCCUUCUCCCGGACCCCGCAUCCCACCGGCCCCAGGAUGGGCGCGCGCUCUUCGGGCGGACCCCGGGCCCAGGCUGGGUUCCUGCUGCUGCUGCUGUUCGGGCUGCUGGCCCCGGGCGUGCAAGGGGCACGGGGCCGCGGCGGCACCGAGAAGAACAGCUACCGCCGCACGGUCAACACCUUCUCGCAGAGCGUCAGCAGCCUGUUCGGCGAGGACAACGUGCGCGCCGCUCAGAAGUUCCUGACGAGGCUGACCGAGAGGUUCGUGCUGGGAGUGGACAUGUUUGUGGAAACCCUGUGGAAAGUUUGGGCAGAGCUCUUGGACGUCCUUGGACUUGACGUCUCGAACCUGUCCCAGUACUUCAAUCCAAGCUCAGUGGCCAACAGCCCCACACGUGCCCUCCUGCUGGUGGGCGUCGUCCUCCUGGCCUACUGGUUCUUGUCUCUGACCCUGGGCUUCACCUUCAGCGUCCUGCACGUGGUGUUCGGCCGCUUCUUCUGGGUGGUGCGGGUCAUCCUGUUCUCCAUGUCGUGCGUGUACAUCUUGCACAAGUACGAGGGUGAGCCCGAGAACGCUGUGCUGCCGCUGUGCUUCGUGGUGGCCAUCUACUUCAUGACCGGGCCCAUGGGUUUCUACUGGCGCAGCAGCCCCAGUGGCCCCAGCGUGGAGGAGAAGCUGGAACAGCUGGAGAACCAGGUCAGACUGCUCAACAUCCGUCUCAACCGAGUGCUGGAGAGUCUUGACCGCUCCAACGGCAAGUGACAACCAGCCAGCCGGCCGGGUCCCCUCCUCCCAGCGCCCUCUCUCCGGAAACAAAAAAGAAGAAGAAAAAAAAGAACGCCAAACCCCAAACAAUCUUAAUAAACAUGUCUGAGCAGGAGAGUGGCGCUUUGCGAGGGUGUUUCCAGCCACGUGUCAACUCUUAGGACAUCUUCCGAGAAGAAUGGGACAAGAUCGUUGGUGUAGAACUACCCACCAAGUGUCAUUAGUGGAAAAAAAUCUUUUUUAAACAAAGGAUAUAACCAUAUUAGCUGUACAGGAAGAGAAGUUUAUCUGUGCAUAGAGCAUAAAGUUAAUUUUUUCAAGCAUUUAAAUACACCUUUUGUAAGGUUUUUUAACACAGGCAGAUGGAGUUAAGUUUUAAUAAACUUAAAACUUUACAUGGAGGGGAAGAAAUUGCUAAUUCGACCUUUUGGAAGAGUUUCAAGGCAAGCAUUUGUUUUUGCAGCGUAGGGAUUGGUGGGUGAGGUCUGUGUGCAGUCUUUUCAGGUUCCAAAGCUGUGACCUUCAUUUCACGUUGUUUUUCAUGGAUGUCGAUUUCUUGAAUGUUGUCGCUUCUGAAUGUGGGCCAUUGGGUUUCAAGGAUGAAACUAAACAUCUUUUGGAUCCUAGUGACCCCAGCCAAGCCCCCUUCAAUCCUAUUUCUAAAUGAAGAAAUCACUAUUUGUAGAAAACCUAAGAUUUUUUUCCCCCUUCUGUACUUUGAUGUAUCUUAACCUCAACAUUUUGUAAAGGGAAAUUCAAGGACCGGGCAAAGAAAUGUCUUUGGGGUUUGAUGCCGGGAGCCGCCUGGGUAAGUUCAUUCAGGAAUCUAUUUGAUGUCCUAAUUUCGCCAUUUGCCAGCUAGGUUGAUACAGGAAAGAUACACUCUCUGGGGUUUUUUGUUUAUCUGUUUCAUCUCGGUUUUGGGUGACUCAGGACCUUAGAAGGAAAACCAAUAGCAGCUAAUAACAUUUUCGAGUCUGUUGCUGCUUAUAACGCAUUCUCAGGAACAGUAAGCAGGAAUAAGCCAGACUUGGAGAAGAUCUGAAUUAUUUUUCCUGAAAUUUUUACGGUACAUGUGUUAGGUGCUUUUUGCCUGGAGUCUGGGGUGACCUCAUUUUUAGCUGGUCCCUCAGGGCAGAGAGAGGUAUGUGCAGGGCAGACAGCUGUGGGGUCCUGGACAAAGGGGGCUUUGCAAGGCUUGGAUCAGGGGCUAGUGGAGAUGCCCCUUUCUGGCUACCAACAAGCACAGGAGAGCAAGGAAAGGAUGCUGCCGGGGGUUGUGACUGUCUUUCCCUGCCUACCUGCGUCGUGCCCUGGCAGCCCCCUCACAGGAGCCCCUCUACGCAGGUUUGCAGAGACCCCUGUCAGAUCAGGUAGGACCAAGACCUUUUGGUCCAGGUAUCAUUUGGGGGAAAACUCAGCUGCCUGCCAACUCCUCGUGUGCCGCCCUUCUGUGACGUUUUACUUGGGGUUACAAGUACCUGGAAAACGGAAGCAAAUGUUUUCUGAGGAUGUUUAUGAAACUUCUGUUAUUAAGGUGCACAAUAACGGGACCCAAACUCUCCUGCAUUCAGUUCGCUUCCUGAAACGCAUGUUCUCUAGAAUUUGCUUGGGCGAAUCUUUACCCGUGGGCAUUCGACCCCCGAGUUUUUUGCAUUGAAACCGUUCCAGUUUUGUCAGUUAGAUAUUUACGGACAAAUCUAUUUUAGCGCAGGGUGUGAAGCCCUCCAGGGAGGUCAUCUUUGCCCUCCUUCCUUCUGUGCGUUUAGCUUCUGUGUAUCUGGCAUAUCUAGGUAUUUGCUUCUGUUAGCCAGAAGGGAAAUGGACGUUCUCUGCGCAAAGCUUUUAAGUCUUAAAUUACGGGUCUGGGUCUAACAUCCACUCUGUUCUCUCACCCACCCUCACACAUGGAAACCUGAUGGGCACUGUGCUGUACCGAGAUCCAGGCAGGAAAACCAUUUUAACUUCUAGUAGAUCGAGGGAGGCUCACGCGUCUAGGUGCUGGUGGACUCAGGCCACAGCAUCAACUGGAGAUUGCCGUCGAGAAUAUGCACCUUGUUUUCCAGAUUGGCUAAGUGUAGGCUGUGAAGCCAGUUUUAUAGCUCAGUACGCUCAAAGGGAUGGAAUGAUGUCUUUAUUUUUAACAAAAGUUAAAUAGUUAAUUAGUUCACUAGAGGUAUCACUUCAGCGUAGAACAGUCCUUGAAAUUCUGAUAGAAAUCAUGGAUGUUCGAUCUGAAUAACGCCUGCUUUUUAAUGCGUAAAUUUGACUGUUGCUUGGGCGUGUUCUUAACCCCAAAUAAUUUGGGUUUUUUAUUUUUUUUGCUUUCUCCAUUCCAUGGAAGCUUGUAGGGUAAGCUUCCUUCCUCAUCUCUUCCUUUUUUCUCUCUUUUGUACAUGGAGAAAUGUAUUUUUGUACCAUAUCUCAUACCUUGAAGAGAAACCUUUUUUAUAUCUUCAGGGCUAUAGAAUAUAUUAGCGUAACACAUCCUUCAACAUGGUAUGUAAACAUCCUGAUGAAAACUACUGUGGAUCUCUGUUUUAGUUAAGACUCAGUUUUUUAGAUAUCUUCAAGGCAUCAAUGUUAAUUGCCCAGUGCUUCAGUAUCACAGUAAAUACCGAGAACAGAAAAUAGUCCAGAAGAGAAAAAGGACCAGCUACCUCCAGAUUGCUGGAUUUCUGUGGGUGUUUGGGGAUAAUGUUUGGAGCAAUCUCUUCCUUGACAUCCUAGCAAAGAU
Aethalodelphis obliquidens (Pacific white-sided dolphin) is the source of this 3614-nucleotide messenger RNA. RefSeq names its product BRI3 binding protein (gene BRI3BP). Bases 149 to 874 code for a protein of 241 amino acids. The transcript is spliced from 3 exons. Gene Ontology annotation, cellular component: mitochondrion. The record is from RefSeq and is a predicted model, not a curated record. Lineage: Eukaryota; Metazoa; Chordata; Mammalia; Artiodactyla; Delphinidae.